AACUCAAUAAAAAAGUGGAACAACCUGUUAAGAAAACAACCUGUGAAUUACAAAACAGCAUUCACGCUAUAGACGUUCAAAUACGAGAAGCAAUCCAUGUUAAGAAUAGAUAUGCUGAUAUUCAAAAAUCCCUCAAAGAAGAUUCGGAUAAUUUCGAAAGUAAAAUAAGUAAGUUAGAGGAGGAAUUGAACACACAGGUGAAUGAUAUACAAAAGUUGCAAACGAUUAUGGAUGAAGCGACCCGUAUGCGUUGUAUAGCAAGAGGCAAUCUGCUCAAAGAAGAAAAAACUGUUAAUUGUGCUGCAGCUUCUAGGGAAAAGGAAGCAACGGAGGGUAGAAGAUUAGUCAAUGAACGAAAAACUGAACUUGAAAGGCUUGAGAAAAAGAUUUUUCAGAACGGUAAAAUUCCAUUACGGCCUGAACCAGAAGGAGCUGAGGACACAGUUCCUGAAAAUGACAAAUCGCCCACACCACCACAUCCUGUUGAAUCUAUGUCACAGGCUUUCGAAAUUUUGAAACACGCUACAGGUGGCACCAGUACUGAAGAUGUGUUGAAACGGUUUGAGUCCCAGAAAAAAACUGAACAGAGGCUAACAUUCCUGAGAAGUAAAGGUGAGGAAGAAAAAAGGAAAUUGGAAAAUAUACUGGAAAACCUAGGAAGGAAAUUGGAUUCCUUCAAAUAUGUUGAAGUCAAAGAUGCUGAAAGAAAAAGUGGAGAAAUGGAAGAGAUGAAAAAAGAAAUUGAGAAGAAUAGAGAACGUUCUGCAAUCUGUCGUGAAGAGAUGGCAAAAAAAUGUGAGGUACUAGAAUCCGUGAAAACUGGAUUGCAAAGCCUUUAUCUGUCUAUCAAUCCACUAGCUGUUCCUCAAAGCGACGGACUGAUUAUUCUCCAACAGAUCAAUGAGAAUCUGCUAUCCAUUUUCGAGAAAACAGGAGACGAAGAUAUUCUAAUUGGAACUGACGAAAAGGUACAAGGUAUUGAUUCGCUGGAAGAAAAAUGGUUGCCUGCACCUUACACUGGUUUGAUUAAAAAGACCCCUCUGCCACAACCAGGUACAUCACCAGCUCCACCACCACCACCAGGAUCUGAGGAUGAAGAAGAAGUACCUUCAAGAGGUUAUUUGAAACGACAAGCUCAACUUGUCGUUGACGCGAAAUCCAGAAGAAAGAAUGUGAGAAUCCAAAUACCAAAAAGGAAUUAAAAUGAUUAUUUAUCAUCAGUUGAUGUCGAGUAACAAUGUCUUCAAUUUAUAUCAGAUGCAGAUUAUUGGUUUAUUGAAAUUGUAAUAUGUUAACUGGAACUAAAUAUUCUAUUCAAUCAUGA
Molecule: messenger RNA, 1324 nt
Organism: Leptinotarsa decemlineata (Colorado potato beetle)
Lineage: Eukaryota; Metazoa; Arthropoda; Insecta; Coleoptera; Chrysomelidae
Gene: CCDC151
Product: Coiled-coil domain containing protein 151
Biological process (GO): outer dynein arm assembly; cilium movement
Cellular component (GO): ciliary basal body; ciliary tip; ciliary rootlet
Source: RefSeq, a predicted model, not a curated record